AUGGGGACUAAGGAGGAUAGUACAACUAAGCCUUCUAAAUUAUCUACUUCAACUCAAGAAGUACCGGUACCUACUGUACCGCCAUCGUAUCCAGAUUGGUCAAACUCCAUGCAGGCCUACUAUAAUCCUGGAGCUGCUCCGCCUCCCUAUUAUGCCUCGACUGUUGCUUCACCGACCCCCCAUCCGUAUAUGUGGGGAGGUCAGCAUCCUUUAAUGGCGCCAUAUGGUACUCCAGUUCCGUAUCCAGCUAUGUACCCUCCUGGGAGUAUCUAUGCUCAUCCUAGCAUGGUGGUGACUCCGGGUACUAUGCACCAAACUACGGAGUUUGAAGGGAAGGGACCUGAUGGAAAGGAUAAGGAUUCAUCGAAAAAAUCAAAGGGAAAUUCUGCAAAUGCAUGUGCCAAAGCAGGAGAGAGUGGAAAGGCAGGCUCGGGUUCAGGCAACGAUGGCUUUUCACAAAGUGGUGAAAGUGGUUCAGAGGGUUCAUCAAAUGGUAGUGACGAGAACCAACAGGAAUCGGUUAGAAACAAGAAGGGAGGUUUUGACCUCAUGCUUGUUGAUGGAGCCAAUGCACAGAACAAUACCGCCGGACCCAUUUCUCAAUCACCUGUUCCUGGAAACCCUGUUGUCUCGAUGCCUGCAACUAAUCUUAAUAUGGGAAUGGAUUUAUGGAAUGCAUCUUCUGCUAGUGCUGAAGCCGCAAAAAUGCGACACAAUCAAUCUGGUGCUCAUGGAGCCAGUGGACAUGGUGAACAAUGGAUGCAACAGGAUGACCGUGAGCUGAAAAGGCAGAAGAGAAAACAGUCGAAUCGGGAGUCGGCUAGGAGGUCAAGACUGCGCAAGCAGGCUGAAUGUGAAGAGCUACAAAAGAGGGUGGAGGCGCUUGGAGGUGAGAAUCGAACUCUUAGAGACGAGCUUCAGAAACUUUCUGAGGAAUGCGAAAAGCUUACAUCUGAAAACAAUUCUAUCAAGGAAGAGUUGGAACGGUUAUGCGGGCCAGAAGUAGUUGCUAACCUUGAAUGA
Messenger RNA from Vicia faba (fava bean), 1023 nucleotides. The record is from the annotation of a GenBank genome assembly. Lineage: Eukaryota; Viridiplantae; Streptophyta; Magnoliopsida; Fabales; Fabaceae.